Aspergillus fumigatus Af293 is the source of this 258-nucleotide messenger RNA. RefSeq lists its product as uncharacterized. The record is from RefSeq and is a predicted model, not a curated record. Lineage: Eukaryota; Fungi; Ascomycota; Eurotiomycetes; Eurotiales; Aspergillaceae. The transcript is spliced from 2 exons. The coding region runs from base 1 to 258 and encodes 85 amino acids.
AUGGACAAACUCGCUGGUCUCGCAUCCAAGCUCGGCGGAAGCCAAUCCACACCCGCCAACCAGACUCAGGGGGAGCCACAGAGCCAGCAGGAGGAUCUCCUCGAUAAGGGUACCUCCCCUCCACCCCCCGCGGAAAGACGCCUCGAUGCUCUUGAACAGCGCCUUGGAGGCGGCAAGAUCGACCCGGCCCAGCUGCGCUCGACGAAUGAGAAGAUCACCGAUGCUGCUCGGGAGCAAUUUGAGAAGGCUACGGGGUAG